Trichomycterus rosablanca is the source of this 1628-nucleotide messenger RNA. It is a transcript of the gene wash1, whose product is annotated as WAS protein family homolog 1. The record is from RefSeq and is a predicted model, not a curated record. Gene Ontology annotation, cellular component: WASH complex; recycling endosome; early endosome. The transcript has 11 exons. The coding region runs from base 97 to 1551 and encodes 484 amino acids. NCBI's taxonomy places the organism in Eukaryota, Metazoa, Chordata, Actinopteri, Siluriformes, Trichomycteridae. Gene Ontology annotation, molecular function: actin binding; gamma-tubulin binding; alpha-tubulin binding. Gene Ontology annotation, biological process: exocytosis; endocytic recycling; Arp2/3 complex-mediated actin nucleation.
GAAGUUUUUAUACACACCACCAGCGCAGUUUUGUCAGUGCAUGGUACAAAUGCUUAAUUCUACAUAAAGUUCACAAUUUAAAGCACGACGCUUUAAAUGGUCAGGAUGACACAGAAAUUCCAUCUGGAGGGCCAGGUCUAUUCUGUGCCAUUGAUCCAGCAGGACCUAAGACGGGAAGAGGCAGUGCAUCAGAUCACUGAUGCCCUGCAAUAUCUGGAAAAUAUCUCAACAGACAUUUUUAGCAGGGUGUCUGAGAGUGUGGAGAAGAACCGCGCUCACCUUCAGGCUGUCACAGAUCGCAUCAAACUUGCUCAAGCUCGAGUUCAAAAAAUCAAAGGUAGCAAGAAAGCCACCAAGGUGUUUUCCAGUGCCAAGUUCCCAGCUCCAGAGAGACUGCAGGAUUAUUCUUCCAUCUUUUCUGGUGCCGUUGAUCCAGCAUCUCACAAACGACCCCGCUACAGAGUUCAGAGCAAACUGCGUCCCCUUGAUGAUAAAGCCUUACAGGAGAAGCUAACGUAUUUUCCAGUGUUUGUGAACACUAAGAAGCGUUCUGAAGAUGAGACGAAGGAGGGGCUGGGGAGUCUGCCGAGAAACAUAAGCUCUGUCAGCUCACUGCUACUUUUCAACACUACCGAGAACCUAUAUAAAAAGUAUGUGUUCCUGGAUCCUUUGGCGGGAGUUGUCACCAAAACUCACAACACACUAGAGACUGAAAAAGAGGAGAAGCCAUUUGAUGCACCACUCUCUAUCACUAAACGAGAGCAACUAGAGCGACAGACUGCCGAGAACUAUUUUUAUGUGCCAGACUUGGGCCAAGUUCCUGAGAUCGAUGUGCCCUCUUAUCUGCCUGACCUGCCUGGCAUUGCGGAUGACCUCAUGUACAGUGCUGACCUUGGCCCAGGAUUUGCACCAUCUGGUGCUGCCAAUACAUCCAUGCCAGAGCUUCCCUCCUUUGGUACAGACCAUGAAGAAUCUGUUGGACAUGGCCUUCAGUUUCAAUAUGAGGCGCCUCCUCCACCACCUCCGCCCCCUCCUCCACCUCCUCCCGAGUCUCAUCUUGUUACUGCUCCUCUACCUGGGGCUCCUUCAGCUCCACCACCACCUCCUCCUCCUCCACCUCCUCCUGUGGUCCCAGAUGACACAGGGGGUGGAGUUACAUCCAGGCAUGGCUCAUCCACAGGUGCAGUAAAAGGUGCACCCACAGAGGUGUUGAAACCAUCGGAUGGGCGAGCUAGCUUACUCGAAUCUAUCCGGAAUGCAGGUGGCAUUGGCAAACUGCGGAAUGUCAAAGAGCGCAAGAUGGAGAAGAAGAAACAAAAAGAGCAAGAGCAAGUUGGAGCGACAGCCAGUGGUGGAGAUUUUAUGUCUGAUCUCUUUAACAAAUUGGCCAUGCGCAGGAAAGGUAUCUCUGGAAAAGGCCCUGGAGGUGGAGAUGCCACAGAUGGACCUGGCAGUUCUGGCAGCGCGUUCGCCCGGAUGUCAGAUGUGAUCCCACCUCUUCCUGCACCCCAUCAGCCCACCGCUGAUGAUGACGAGGACUGGGAAGCGUAGCCAAAAUGGAUUUCAGAUAAACACAAGCGGACACUUAUGAAUGUAGGGUUUUUAAUAACUAAAAGCACUGUUGAAUG